CAUUGAGGGUGAGCGCUUCGCGACGUCACACUUGUUGCUGGCCAUCUCACUGCUACCUAUUUUUCAGCUGCAGCCUUUCUCCUUUCUUCUUUCUUUCCUUAUUCCACGUUCCUUGCCAAGUAUAUACCCAGGUCUCGUUUGAUUCAGGCGUCGAAGCCAUUUGCCGGGGAACAGUUCGCAUUGUGGGGUUCCCGCGAUCAUCGAAGUAAGGAUCACCAUACCCCAGGCAUCAGACGACAUCCACGAAGAUCAGCGCAUUACGUGCGGAGAAUGGGGUUUUAAACGCCCCUCGACCGCCGGGGAAACGAGAGAGGAGUGUCAAAUCACGAAAUGAGUUUCGGCGCAUCACCAUCGGAUGUUAUAAUCGUUGUUGCGUUCUGCAGAGCGCUGCAUCGCAAAUGCAGAGACGCUGGUGGGGAGUACGAUGAGAUCAGAGAUGAAGUUCGAGGUCUGCAUACCGUCCUCAAACACCUGAAAUACGAAGCCGAAGCUCCCGAGUCGCCUUUAAAUCGCGAUCGUGCAAUAUGGGGUCGACAGCUAGAACCCAUAAUCGGGGACUGCGACUUCACAUUAAAACAACUUGAUGGCCUGUUGCAGAAGUACGAAAGGUUGUCAAGUGGGGGAGGCGGCGCAAGGAAGGUCAAGCUCGGGAGCAAUGACAUGGACACACUUGGGUCGAUCAGAGUGAAAUUGAUCAGCCAUCAGACGAGGUUGACAUCAUUUCUGGAUAGGAUUCAGCUACAUCAAUCUGGCGAGAUGGCGCCAACCUUGGACAAUCAGGAUGGACAGCUAGAUGUCAUUCUGGAUAAGGUGGAUGCAAUCGCUGCAAGAAUUGGCCAGAGAUCUGGAAGUAUCUUGACUGGUUACGACGAUGACGACAAAGAAGUGUGGAAACAAUUUCGACGAGAGCUUAUUAAGGAGGGAUUCUCGGAUGAUAUUUUGGCUCAGCACAAGGUAGUAUUACAUUUUCCAACGAUGAGUCCUGACCAUAUGCUAAGUCUGAUCUUUACAGGAUGUUCUCAGAGCGUAUAUACGCCAAAUAGACCAAGAGGGACUGUUGGAUGAGAUGCCCCCGCGACUCCUAGCGCCAGCUCAGCAGACAGGAAUUAAUCCGCAGCACUGGCUAGAUAACUUGCACCCGUCUCCUCCACCAUCCGAAGGACCUCCUCCAACUUUCGAUUCGCUGAAUACGCCAACGGAUGAUGGCAGUGCAAAGGAAAUGGUU
This is a messenger RNA of Hyaloscypha bicolor E, 1225 nucleotides long. RefSeq lists its product as uncharacterized. Bases 331 to 1065 code for a protein of 244 amino acids. The transcript has 2 exons. NCBI's taxonomy places the organism in Eukaryota, Fungi, Ascomycota, Leotiomycetes, Helotiales, Hyaloscyphaceae. The record is from RefSeq and is a predicted model, not a curated record.